This is a messenger RNA of Aphidius gifuensis, 931 nucleotides long. RefSeq names its product ninjurin-1-like. The coding region runs from base 139 to 843 and encodes 234 amino acids. Gene Ontology annotation, cellular component: membrane. The record is from RefSeq and is a predicted model, not a curated record. Gene Ontology annotation, biological process: cell adhesion; tissue regeneration. The transcript has a single exon. Lineage: Eukaryota; Metazoa; Arthropoda; Insecta; Hymenoptera; Braconidae.
UUUAAUUUAUUUCUGUUUGGAAUAAAUAUAAAUAAAUUAUAAUCUGUUGCUGGAUAAUAAUAUUAAAAAUAAAAAAAUUCAUUUAGCCAAGUCUUUGGAUUUGAAUAUCGAUAUUAAAAAUUAGAAUAAAAAUUAAUAAUGAGUGGAAAAAAAGAAAAUAGUGGUGAAGUUAAUCCGGAGAUGAUGUCAAUGCAAAUGAGACACCGGGAGUCAUCAAGAACAUCACCACUACUUGAUAUUGAUAAUAAUUAUCCAAAACCAACUUAUGGAAUUGAGAUUGAUGACCUGGAAUCAUCAGUUAAUCAUAAUAAACAUUAUGAAGAUGAUCGUAGUACAGACAAUGGUCUUAUAUCAAGAUCAUUGAGUCCACACUCACCACCUGGUGCUGUUUCUCAAGUACAAUUUGAUGUUAAUGUUUAUCAACAAAAAAAAACCCUGGCUCAAGGCAUGAUGGAUUUGGCAUUAAUAUCAGCCAACGCAAACCAACUCAGAUAUAUUUUAUCAUCAAAAAAACAUCCAUUUUUCUUGGCAUCACUUGUUAUGAUAUCAAUGAGCCUGUUGCUACAAAUUGGUGUUGGUAUUGGACUCAUUUGGAACAGUCGUUAUGAUGUUAAGCAAGAUGCUGAUGUUCAUCAUGCUAAUCGUGCUAAUAAUUGGACUGUUAUUGGAAUAUUUCUUGUGACAAUUCUCAAUGUUUUUAUAACAUCAUUUGGUGUUUUUGACCAGAAUGAUGAUGUUGAUGUGAUAAAUCCUUAUCUACAAAUUAAUACAGCUAAUGAUACUGAGAUUUUUCAACGAAUCAUUAAUGGAACUUAUGAUAAUUCUACAAUAACAAGUCAAUAAUUUUGUAACAAAAAAAAAUAAUCUUUAAAUUUUGCAAUGUUUGUAUAAAUAUUUUUUUAUUGUCCUACUUGCUUCUCUUUUUUUUUGU